Messenger RNA from Erythranthe guttata (spotted monkey flower), 1588 nucleotides. RefSeq lists its product as uncharacterized. NCBI's taxonomy places the organism in Eukaryota, Viridiplantae, Streptophyta, Magnoliopsida, Lamiales, Phrymaceae. Gene Ontology annotation, molecular function: protein binding. The record is from RefSeq and is a predicted model, not a curated record.
UUGUCCUCUUCCAAUUAAAUAAUUAUUUUUUUUAUAUGAUAAAACAAUAUUUUUUGAAGCCCACAGCAGGACUCCUUUAUAAAAAAUGGAAAAAGAAAAGCCCACAGCCUAAACCAGCACGGUUUUGAUUUAUACAGUCCCUUCGUCCCCAUUUCUCUAGCAGCCGCCGGGGCCGGUGGAUCACCUCGACUCCGAUGCCAAUUAUAGAAAAACUAAAUCUGGAGAAAAAGGUGGAUGUCCAGAAAUGCAAUCGUCGCAGUCGCCCUUAUUACUUCAGGAGAUGUAAACACAAAUGUUUGAGUUCGACGACAAGUAUAGAGUCUCUUCCGGAUGAAAUCGUGUUCCAGAUUCUUCUACAGCUCGAAGCUGAAGAAAUUUACGAAUCCGCCAUGCUCGUUUGCCGCAGAUGGUACAAAAUAAUCCACACACAUGAUUUCAUACAGGAACACCUUAAGCAUUCAAGCCCCGGACUUCUGAUCCAGGACUGGACAACUUCGGAAGAUCCAACUUUCGUGACACUAAGUAGAGGAGGCAAAGUCAAUAACUUCAAAUUCAAGUUAAAAUCCAAGUACCGUCUGAAUCUCAAUUCCAAAUAUUGGGCUACUUUUAAUGGCCUGGCAUUGGAGGAUUACCCCUCGAAGGGAAACAACCUUCACAGAACUGUUUUCGUUGUGAAUGACACGACUAAUAAACGGAUUGCAGUCCCUCAAUUUUCUGCUCAUCAACAUGCGUGCCACUAUUUUUCGUGUCUAGGAUAUGCUCCGGCUUCAAAGGAGUAUAAAGUUGUCCACAUACACAGCUACCCCGGGUCGAACAAUUUGAGUAUACAAGGAUGUGCUAUAUUGACUUUGGGAGUUGGCAAGUCUUGGAGAUGCAUUGACACCCAACACAUACCUGCCACAGCUGUGCACCUUCUCGCCUAUAGACCAUUGAUUACUGAAGGAUUUGUGCAUUGGGGUGGGUGGUUCAGUACUUGUUUCUUGAGUUUGAACUUGGAGAGUGAGAUUUUUACAGAGACUCCCAUUCCUCACGAUAUUUAUGUAGAUCGAAUAGUAUAUAAUUAUUAUUUUUCGACGUGGAGAUCUGUGACUCUGAUCAAUGCCACGAGGCGCGGAUUUUCUUGGGAUAUUUGGGAGAUGAAGAAACCUGGGGAAUGGAAGAAGGUGCUCAAGAUUGACUUGGAUGCUCAAAAGUGCAAAAUAGAGAAACACUGGGGAUGUACUCUUCUCAACGGACUCAUACCGGCUGGUUGGUUAAAUUACAUGGAUGUGUUCGUGUUGAGUGUUUGGGAGGUUCGAGAUAAGGCUCUUGUGCUCUAUGAUGUUCGAACACGGGAAAUCGAGUGUCUUGACUUGGACUGCAUUGGUGAUUUGUCCAUCUAUUGCCUUCAUAGAAACAGCCUCGUAUGGUUAGAUCAUACUUGGAUGGAUUCCGCCUCUAAGUCGAAUUAGAGCCAAUGGUGGUUGCUUGCUUGUGGAAUUUUCAUUUUGCCGUGUAUUCUAUUGUGUAAGAUUUUAAUUUAAUCAAACUGGUAAUUUCGAUUAUAACGAAAGAAAUAUUAUGUUAUAUGCAUUCAUUUCCUGUCGUA